This is a messenger RNA of Loxodonta africana (African savanna elephant), 6020 nucleotides long. RefSeq names its product RNA binding motif protein 43 (gene RBM43). Gene Ontology annotation, molecular function: RNA binding. Bases 28 to 1206 code for a protein of 392 amino acids. The transcript has 4 exons. Lineage: Eukaryota; Metazoa; Chordata; Mammalia; Proboscidea; Elephantidae. The record is from RefSeq and is a predicted model, not a curated record.
UGCUUUUGCUCCGGGUUUCGUGGUUGCAUGGCGUCCCCAUCCUGUCCCCUCGAUCCCCCAGAAGGGUGCGGAGCCGGGUGGGCAGAGGCGGCGCGCAGAGUGUCCCCAGGCUGGCGGAGAACCGCCCGCCCCAGCGAGGAAGCCUCGGUUUACCUUUCGGCAUCAGUUUCGAAUGUCAAGGAAUGUGAAGCUUCUGAAAGAACGGUUGUAGUUGCUGGUCUUCCAGUUGGUCGUUUUAGUGAUCAGUCACUGGCCACAUCAGUGAAACUUCACUUCCAGGAUAUUAAGAAUGAGGGUGGAGAUGUUGAAGAUGUGAUAUAUCCAACAAGAACCAAGGGAGUAGCAUAUGUAAUAUUCAAGGAAAGAAAAGUUGCAGAGAAUGUCAUCAGAAAAAAGAAACACCAUCUAGGAAAGAAGACUGUACAGGCUCAACUCACAGUCUCUCAUUUUAGUGAAAAGGUCUUCUGCUCUGUAAAUGCUAUCCUUGAUCUUUCUGUCUUUUGGAAACAAGUUAUUCUAGAAAAUCUGAUAAGGGACCUGGAAAAGAAAAUCCCAACUUUAUGCUUCGGUACUUUGGAACCCAAUGGAAGAAUCUCCGUUCAAGGAUCAUUUCUGGCUAUCCAGAGGCUCAGAGAAUCUUUGUGGUUGAAAGCUAGCUCUCUUUUAGAAAAAAACAGGAAUUUUAUUAGUGAAGGAAAAGAGUUGAGUAGGCAGAGACCCAAAAGGAGCCUACAGAGAAGUCAUGCCUCAUUGGAGUCAUUCAGGCCCUUACCACCUGAGAUGACUGGAAGUGGAGAAACACUUGUUCUCGACACAGAUGUGUUCCUUUACUUGAAAGAGAAGUGCAAAUGUUACGAAAGCACAUUGAAAAAAUUUAACAUUUUAAGUCAGGAGAGAGUGGAUGGUGAUAUCACCACAGUUUGUCUGAAAAGUGAUCGAGGUGGGUGUCAGCGAAACACUGUAAAGCAUGUAAAACAGCUCAUUGAGGAAUAUGCACAUUCUCUUCAGUGUGAGCUUAGAAAAGAGACAUUUGUUUUAGAGGGAAAAGAGAAGAGAGAGCAAAGGACCAUUAAACUGGCAUGUGAGCAACUCAAGUUGAGGUACCUUCAAGUGCUGGUAAAGUUUUGUAGGACACACAUUGAUAUUAUAGGAUCUUCUUCUGACACUUACCUAUUUCGAAAACAGGUAAUGAAAUUGUUAGGGUGAAAAGUUAGUUACCAAAAUCUCAGCAAUAGUAAUGUUAAUGGCUGCGUCCUCAAUAGAGCAAUGACUAUGCUGUGCAUAUGUUAGCUUUCCAGGCAUUAUCUCAUUUAAUCCUUACAACUAACUUUCAUUGUAGGAAUAACUAUGUUCACGUUAUAGGUGAGGAAACUAAGAUUUGGAGAUGUUAAAACACUUUUCCAAAGUUAUAUAGCUGGCAAGGGAUGAGGCUGGAGUUAGCCCAGGCUGUCUGAUUAUAAAGAUAAUAUCUGAGAUAUAAAACUUUGGGCGGGGGAAACUUACUAAACUUUGAGGAAAUCAAAUUUUCUCUGCAGCCCAAAUUAUUAGAAAAAGAAGUAGCCUUAAUUCUAACAUAUGAGAAGUUUGAAUACUUACUUUUAUGCUGUUGUAAUUUCUUAGCAUUUACAAAGUUUGUGUUCACUCUAAAUAGGCUUAGAAUGCUGACAAACACCACUCGAGAUGCUUCUUAAAUGGAAAGUAUUUUUGAGGCAGAUUAUCAUAACUUGACUGAAUCCCAUCGUUACAAGACUGCUGGGCACGUGGAGUACUUUUACUGCUGCUUAUUUAACUAAAGGCUUAUAAAAUGUUCAUGCUCCUGUUAUAAAGAAUUUUGAAAGAAAUUGUAGUGUCUUUUUUCCCUUUUUAUUUAGUAGUUAUAGUGCUAAAGUAAUAGCAUUUGAGGAUAAAAUUGUGAAUGAUAAUGUUUGUUAGUUGCCAUCAAGUUGAUUCUGACUUGUGGCAACCAUACGUGUGCAGAGUACACCUGCCCCACGGGGUUUUCAAGGAUGUGACCUUUUGAAAGCGGAUCGCUAGGCACGUCUUCCCAGGAUCCUCUGUGUGGAUUCAGACCGCCAACCUUCUGGCUAGUAGUCAAGGGCUUAACCGUUUGCGCCACCCAGAGACUCCCGUGGAUAACAAUAGCCAACAUUUAAUUUGCCAGACACAAUUCCAAGUGCUGUUCAUACCUUCGUUCGUGCAACCCUGCACUCAUUCCGUCCUCACAACAUCCCUAGGAGGUAGGUGAUGUUUUUAUCCCCAUUUCGCAGAUGAAGAAACUGAAGCACAGAGACAUAACUUGCCCAUGCUCUGAACUACUGUACUGUUCUCCCUUUUAUAAAACUAAUUUCAAUUCUACGUAGACAGUUAAAAUAUUUCCUUAAAGAUGACCCAUAAAAACCUGUUGCUGUUGAGUUGAUUCUGACACAUAGCGACCCUAUAGGACAGAGUAGAACUGCUCCAUAGGGUUUGCAAGGCUGUCAUCUUUACGGAGGCAGACUGCCACAUCUUUCUCCUGUGGAGCGGCUGGUGGGUUUGAACCACUGACCUUUUGGUUAGCAGCUGAAUGCUUAACCAUCGCACCACUGGUGCUCUUUUCAACAGAUGACAGCAGGUUUUAAGAACUUAUUUACUAAAGAGGGUAAGGGAGCUUGUAAACUGUUUUGUUGUUGUCUCUGACUCCCCUGAAUUUACCAAUUUUAAGUAUUUAACCAAUUUUAAGUACGUCAUGGCAGCGACCCUCCUAGUUUAAUAGAUAAUAAUAUGUAUUCAUUUUGAACAUCUCAAAAUAAGCAAUUCUAAUUAUGAUUAUUUGAACGGUUCAUAUCAGUAGGAAAGCAUAAGAAAAUACAUGUUUUCACUUUUUUUGCCAUCUAAAUCCCAAAGUGUAAAUAAUUUCCGGUUCUGUAAAUAUAGUUUCAUUUCUGUGUGAGUAAAAGAGACGUAUCAUGGGAAACUGCUGCCUUUAUAAAGUGCCUGAUAGUUUCUUCAAGUUAAAAAAGUGUUUUGUCUUUAUUUCUUUCCUAGGAGUUUGUAUCAGUGUGGGUCCAAUCAGGAGAGAGAUGCCGCAUAGUAAUUUGGACAGGGAACAUUUAAAGAAUUAUUAACUACAGUAUAAUGGUAUUGGAGUGACCAGAGAUUGGCUAGUAAGAAAUAGAGAAAACUCUAAAGAAUAUAGGAAUAGUCGUGGAUCUUAUAAAUCCCCCCAAAUGAUUCACUGGGUCACAAUCUUGUAAGGGAUUGGUCAGUUUACUAUGCAAAUUGAGUGACUUGCAGUCCAUCUAGGGGAUUGGUCAGUUUGUGGUCCGGGUGGAAGGACCAUGCCCUGAAAUUGACAAGGGGUUUGAAUAUAUAAGGGCGAAUUCCACAGGGGUUGGAAUUGGGGAGGGCCUCUCUACCAUCAUAAAGAGCCUGGAGCAGAGCACGUCCUUUGGACCAAGGACUCCGGGCCCCUGCUCUGAGAACCUCCUAGAUCUAGAAGGAAGAGCUGUAACACUGAAGAAGGCGCCACACGGCAAGAGACAGUGCUGGUGGGUUUGCUGGUCCAUGGAGCAAGGCAGCUUUGGUGUGCUUGCUGGCCCACGGGGUGAUGGCUGAGCACCUUUAGGCAAGAAGCUUGCCAGCCAAGCCAAAAGAGUCCUAACACCUGCCUGUGCAGGGCAGAGACCUGAGUGUGCCCUGUGUGGAAGUUGCCUCAGAGGAUCCUGUGUAGGGGUUUUCCUAUAGCAGGAUGGAACUGGAUGCUCUGGACAAGAGGCUUGCCAGCUGAGUUAAAAGAGCUAUAGCACCUGUUUGAGAAACACCACAAUUUCUUUCCUUCAUUCUAUAAAUUGCCAAGUGUUUUGGAUUCUGUCUCCAUACCAUCUCUUGUAUUUGUUGUUUUCCAUUCUUUUUGUCACUUCUCUAAUUAGCUUGUACCUGGGUCAGUAUUGACCCGAUGGCAACCGGUUUGGUUGAUGUUUUUUUGGGGGGGUUAUUACAAUGUUCUAACUGGCCUUCCUGGAUUUUCUUUACCAUGCCCAUGCCCUCAAUUCAUCCUAUAUACUAAAAACCAGAUUAACCCACAACCAUUAGUGUUUCUAAAAUGCUUAGUGGUAUUUGUUAUUGGGCGGGGCAAGAGAGACCUGAGUGUGCUUUGUGCAGGGGUUGCACGCCUCCCUCCCUGGGCAGUAGGGGCCGGGUUGUGUGGUGGCAAGAGAGCCCCGCAUGCCCAGGUAGCAUGGCAGGAGCCAGCUGCAGAGGCUUAGAAGGGCCCAGUGGCAGAGGCUCAGGGGAUUUUGUGUAGGAGGUCUUCCUGCUGUUGAGGCAAAGCCCAGCGAGGACCAGCGACAGAGCAGAAGCCUCAGUGUGUGGUAGCAGGAGCCAGACACAUAAGAAUGGACAUAGAUAAUUUGGGGAAGGGUAAGCGGUUCUCCUUUUGAGAAUCUGUUGUUAUUGUUUACUGUUUGCUUUCUAUAAGUAAUAAUGGCUUUCACUUUGCCAACACUGUGUAGUGUCUGCUGUGUCCAGCUGGAUUACAGAUGGACAUGGCACCCAUGGAAUGGUUGAUGCCUGUGGGUGUACAUGCCUUAUACCUAGCAGUCUUAUGGCUGCUUGGAAAUUUAAGGCACAGCCUGUCUGCAAGUGCAGUACAGAUAGACAGAGCAUACAUUCCUGAUGAAGAUGAAUGUUUAUGGUUAACUGUCUAAAGUUUGUUAAAAAAUACCAACCAAACAACUUCCCUCUCCCCUGGAAGCUCCCUCCCAGACGAGAAAACCCACAAUUUUUUCUUUCAUUCUAUAAAUUGCCAAGUGUUUUGGAUUCUGUCUCCAUAACAUCUCUUGUAUUUGUUUCUUCUUUUCCAUUCUUUUUGCCAGUUCUCUAAUUAGCUUGGACCUGGAUUAUAAUAUUUUAACUGGCCUCCCUGGCUCUGCUCUACCCAUCCCCAUGCCCUCAAUUUGUCCUAUAGGCCACUACCAGAUUAGUGUUUCUAAAAUGCUUAGUGGGAUUUGUUAUUGUCAUUGUUAGCUGCUGUCAAGUAGGCCCCUGACUCAUGGCGACCCCACCCACGAUGGAAUGAAAUGCUGGCUGAUCCUGCUCCAUCCCCAUAAUUGUUUGCAGGUUGAACUGUUGUGAUUCAUAAGAUUUUCACUGGCUGGUUUUUGGAGGUAGAUCUCCAGGCCUUCCUUCCUAGUUUGUCUUAAUCUGGAAGCUCCGCUGAAACCUGUUAAGCAUCAUGGCAACAUGCAAGUCUCCAGUGAUACAUGGAGGAUGGCAGCAUAUGAGGUGCAUUGGCCUGUAACCAAACCUAGGUCUCCCUCCUAGAAGACUCGAAUCCUACCACUAAACCACUAAUGAUAUCUUAAGGGUAUUUACUAGGUUUAAACUGGUUGGCUGGUAGUAAUUGCCCUACCCUGAAAUUUCAUUGCAACAUUUAGUAGGUUUCUUUUCUUCUCCAUUCACAGCAUUUGUUUUCUGUAGGAUGCAGCCUAACCAUACACAUAAAAGAUCUAUGACUUCAUUACACAUUAACAUAAUUUUUUUUAAUGUCUAAUUUUCAGACAUUAAAAUGUGAAUUUCUUUUUUCUUUUAAUGCUUGUAAGCCUCACCUCCACCACUUGUCUGUCAGUUUGUUGUACUGUGGUGGCUUCUGUGUUCCUGUGAUGCUGAAAGCUAUGUCACUGGUAUUUCAAAUAGCAGCAGGGUCACCCACGGUGGACAGGUUUCAGCAGAGCUUCCAGACUAAGACAGAGUAGGAAGAAGGACCUGGUGAUCUACUUCUGAAAAAGGUUAACCAGUGAAAACCUCAUGGAUAGCAGUGGAACACUGUCUGGUAUAGUGCUGGAAGAUGAGCCCCUCAGAUUGGAAGGCACUCAAUAUUCUACUGGGGAAGAGCUGCCUCCUCAAAGUAGAGUCAACCUUAAUGAUGUGGAUGUUGUAAAGCUUUUGAGACCUUCAUUUGCUGAUGUGGCUCAGCUCGAAAUGAGAAGAAACAGCUGCAAAUAUCCACUAAAAAAAAAAAAAAUCCACUAGCAGUCAUAAUG